This is a messenger RNA of Chenopodium quinoa (quinoa), 783 nucleotides long. RefSeq names its product protein FAR-RED IMPAIRED RESPONSE 1-like. The transcript has 2 exons. Bases 1 to 783 code for a protein of 260 amino acids. NCBI's taxonomy places the organism in Eukaryota, Viridiplantae, Streptophyta, Magnoliopsida, Caryophyllales, Amaranthaceae. The record is from RefSeq and is a predicted model, not a curated record.
AUGUUUACACUCAGAUUGUAUGCUGAAAAUUCAGAUUAUACAAAUCCAAUUGAUGCUUAUGGUUUAGAUCUUACAGGAUCAUUUGUUGGUGUGGUAAAAGAAACUUUUGAAGAAAUUUUGGAAUUGUAUGAAAAACAUGCUGCUAUACUGGGGUUUUCAAUAAGAAAACAUACAACUAGAUUCAAACAACACACAAAAAUAGUAACUGAGAAAAACUAUGUGUGUUCUGCUGAGGGAAAGAGACAUUCAGGUCAGAAGAAAACAAAGUUAGUUGAAAUGGUUGAUGAAGAGGAUGUAAAUGUAAAAACAAGAAAGCCAAGACAAGUAUCCAUUACAAGAUCAAAUUGCAAGGCAUGCAUAAGAGCAAAAGUGAAUAAAGAAGGACAGUUUGAGGUGGUGGCUCAUGUUAUUCAGCAUAACCACGAGCUAACAAAGCCACAGUGGCAUUAUUUGCAUCGUUCUGAAAGAAAAAUGACAGAGGAAAAAGUUGUAACAAUCAAAACAAUGAAAUCUUCAAGUCUAACUACAAUGGACACUUAUAAUUACAUGGCUACAGAGGCUGGAGGAGAACAGAAUAUAGGCCAUAGUGUUGUAGAUCACCUGAAUUUCUGCUCAAGGUUAAGAAUGGAACAAAUUGAGGCUGAAGAUGCUCAAACUUUAGUGAACAUUUUAAGUCAGGAACAAUCAGAGGAUCCAAACUUCUUUUUUAGAGUGAAGUUUGACAAAGAAGGAAGAAUUUGCAAUAUCUUUUUGGAGAGAUUCAAUGAUGCUAGAAGAAUAUAG